This is a messenger RNA of Camelus dromedarius (Arabian camel), 1024 nucleotides long. RefSeq names its product translocase of inner mitochondrial membrane 44 (gene TIMM44). The record is from RefSeq and is a predicted model, not a curated record. NCBI's taxonomy places the organism in Eukaryota, Metazoa, Chordata, Mammalia, Artiodactyla, Camelidae. Gene Ontology annotation, biological process: protein import into mitochondrial matrix. Gene Ontology annotation, molecular function: protein-folding chaperone binding. Gene Ontology annotation, cellular component: mitochondrial inner membrane.
GGUUCUUCGAGAUGAAGAUGAAGUAUGACGAAAGUGACAACGCUUUCAUCCGGGCGUCCCGCGUGCUGACGGACAAGGUCACAGACUUGCUGGGGGGCCUGUUCUCGAAGACGGAGAUGUCGGAGGUGCUCACGGAGAUCCUGCGGGUAGACCCCGCCUUUGACAAGGAGCGCUUCCUGCAGCAGUGUGAGAAUGACAUCAUCCCAAACGUCCUGGAGGCCAUGAUUUCUGGAGAGCUUGACAUUCUCAAAGACUGGUGUUAUGAAGCAACCUACAGCCAGCUGGCCCACCCGAUCCAGCAGGCCAAGGCGCUGGGCCUCCAGUUCCACUCCCGCAUCCUGGACAUUGACAACAUCGACCUGGCCAUGGGCAAGAUGAUGGAGCAGGGGCCCGUGCUGAUCAUCACCUUCCAGGCCCAGUUGGUGAUGGUGAUAAAGAACCCCAAGGGCGAGGUGGUUGAGGGCGACCCGGACAAGGUCCUGCGGAUGUUGUACGUGUGGGCACUCUGCCGAGACCAGGACGAGCUCAACCCCUACGCAGCCUGGCGGCUCUUGGACAUCUCUGCCUCCAGCACAGAGCAGGUCCUCUGAGCACGGUGGCCAUGACCAGGGGCUCUGGGGCAGGAUCGUCACUGCAGACACGCAACAGACUGGUGUCCACCUGCAGCAGCUAGACCACUAGGCCCAGGACUGUCGGCUCUGCCCCCACUCUGCCAGGGUGGCUGCAAAGCUAGCUGGAUGGAGCAGGGCGGGGAGGGGGCUACAGCACCAGCCCCUGCACCGCCCUCUGCCCCAUGGGGGCUGCUGACCGGUGGGCCACAGAGCCACACAAACCAGACAGUGCCAAGGGGUCCCUAGCCCAGGGACUGCCUCCCAGGACAGAGUGGUGGGGCCUGGGCCCACUGGCCACAGCAGCCAGGCUGUUUUAGCUCCUUUUUUUUUUUUUUUUAAAGAGUGCCCUUAUUAUUAUCCUGUACAUACGCUGGAGACUUGGAAAUAAUAAAACACCAGAGUGCAGGAGAGCA